This is a messenger RNA of Epinephelus fuscoguttatus (brown-marbled grouper), 4183 nucleotides long. RefSeq names its product protein FAM124B. The coding region runs from base 253 to 1932 and encodes 559 amino acids. NCBI's taxonomy places the organism in Eukaryota, Metazoa, Chordata, Actinopteri, Perciformes, Serranidae. The record is from RefSeq and is a predicted model, not a curated record. The transcript has 7 exons. Gene Ontology annotation, cellular component: nucleoplasm.
CCAGACUUAACAGAGGGGGGCAGCUCCAGUGUUUUUUUUUUCUUUCUUACAAUACAUCCAGAGCCCAUAUUUUAACAUAACGGUGUAUGGUUGCCCGGUGACGUCAGCGUCCCAGCCAAGGAGUCCCAUUUUUUUGGAGCAGCCUGUGGAAAGAAAUCAAGCAGGAUGCUUUUCACUCUCAGUCCGCUGUGCUGCAGACUAACUUUCAGUGCAGAUGGCUCAAAGUAGUGUGAAAGUUGAAGCAACCGGACGAUGUUUCGAAGAGCGGCGGUGUUGAAGAGAGCCGACGAUGGAAACGUUGACUCCGGAGCUGAAACUGCCGAAUCUGACUGCAGCAGGAUGUCGUCAUCUGGCAUUGAGCUCAUGACCAGUCGGGUCAGGCAGCAGCGGCAUCCGCAGCUCCUUCUAAUGAACUUGCAUCUGCUGGCCAACCCUGGAGACUCACUGCUACUGCAGCACACCCUGGAUCGCCUCCUCCGCUGGCUCUGCCCAAGCCUUCGCAUCUUCCAUGUGUCAGAGAGGGCGGCCCCGUUCAGAAGUUACACCCGCCUCUGUCCUGUGGCAGGCUACCCUUCUGUGGCCAUCACCUUUUUCCUCCAUGAGGCCUACGGAGAGGAACGAAUCCUCAAAGUGCUGGACUUCUUUCAGCGUCCACCCUGGCAGUACCACCAUACCGAGAGCUGCGGCAGCCGAACUGGAGGGAUCCACAUCACAUCCAGCAGCUCCCCUGCCAAUGCCAUGCUGCGGCCCUACCUCCUGCCUAGCAGAGACUUCUAUAGUUUGGGUGCAGGCAUGCCUGUGUGGGGGGUUCGACCAGUGCACUGUGGAGGAGAAAUAUUACGUGUGACACUGUAUAGUGGAUAUGACAACUACGAAGAUGCUGUGCGGCUGUAUGAGACCGUGCUGCAAAGACAGGCAGAGGAACAGAAGACAGGCUUCUGCUGGUUCACACUCCACACAGAGCCUGGGCUGUGCCUGCAGCUGGCUUUAAAACAGUUGUCACCAGGGGUCCGAGUGGAGCCAUGCAACUCUGCCGUGCUGCAGUUUAGUGUGGAAGAAAUUGGCCAGCUAGUCCCUCUGUUGCCCAACCCCUGUACCCCCAUCAGCACUACACGCUGGCAGACAGAAGACCUGGAUGGCAACAAGGUUCUCUUCCAGGUGAAAACCCCGGCUCAGCCUCAGCGACCUCUGACCUGCGCUUUCCCCCUGACCUGCCCCAGUGUGUCCCCUCGAGGAAUACAGCUCAGGAGCUCAGGACAGAGCCACAGCUUGUCGCCCUGCAGCUUCACAACACCCCUGCCCUGGCAGACACACAGGCAAGGCCACAGACCGCGCAGUGACCCUGUCCUGGAGAAGCUUCAUGGAGGUAGUGGUGGAGCAGAGAGCCAGGGAUCAGGAAGCUGCUGUAGCACCCCUCCAGGCAGCUCCUGUUACUCAUCGCAGCGCAGCAGCCCUGCACCGCCCUCAAUCACCAAUCACCCUGACUCUCCUCUGCGCCCCUCCAUCACCCGUUCUCUCUCCCAUCUCCUUCUGGAAGAGGAUGAGGAGGAGCCAGAGACCAACGUAGACACAGGAGUCCCCGUCUCGCUGCACUCUGACGCAGGAGUCAAAAUAAUCACUCGCUCUUCCUCCAUGGACCUUUUGAUGGCUCUCCACCCUGAGAGACCUGCAGCUGUUGGGGCUUCAGCUGUUGAGGGUCUGGCCAAGGAGCUGAUUGAAUGUCUGCCACAGACACACGCACAUCCUCAGGUGGCCUCCAGGACAUGGGGCUCCACUGGAUGUACAGAUGCAGCCAGGAAGGACUGUGGCAGCAGGACUGUAGCAGCAGGACAGAGCCCCUCUAAAGGGACCUUUCUGGAGAGCAGGACUACUGCUGUGCUGCUGUCAGCACGCACUAACAACGAGGAGCCAGUCGAUGAGUUCUUCAUCUAAAUUCCUGCAAUUAUGUCACAUGCUGUGGUAAUAAUCACAGUGUGAAUAAAAACGUGUCACAGGGAGGAGACAAGAUGAGAAACCGUUUAAAGAGGAUCUGAAGUUAUGCAGGACACAGCUGUGCAGUCUGGGAAAAGAGCAGUGCUCUGGAAUACAGAAGAAACCAAAGUUCAGCUGCAGGUGACACUUUGCACUCAGACAUGACUCUGUGUCUGAACUCUUACAAUGGUUUGACUUGUCCCAUAAAUGUCUAUAAUUUACAGUACAAUUGUUUAAACCUAUUCUAACACAGCUGCCAAGAGAGCGAUACACAGUGAGUGAUGUUUAAAACAGUGCAGCUAAUAAUAUUCUUGAAUGUCUCACUGACUUUUAUUUUUAGAUCCAACUAAUGAUUUGUGCAGCUAUUGUGCUAAAACAUAGCUUCAUGAACAGGAGAUGCUCUGUAUGAAGUGUUACUGUCAGGGUACUAAUGCCGCUCUGGGUUUCUGUCACAUUACUCAGCUCGGCAAGCAAACGUUUUAUUUUUCGAUUGCAUCUGAAACGGUUGAUGAGCUCAGCGUGAAGGCUCUCUUUGAUGAUGCUGUUGAUGGUGAUUAGAAGUCUGAUAUAGUGUGAUUGCUCUCCACAGUACAGCACUGUCAGUCUGUGUUACAGGCUUUAUGUAGUAACAGUUGAGCCUAGUGGCUUUCGAUUACAUUUGUUUAAAUGCACUUCAGAUUGUCUUUACUCUAGUAUUAGUGUGUUAAAAUGUAUAAGUGGUGGACUAGAGCUGGCCAAAUUACUGUAUUGAAGAGGACUGAAUUUGUCACAUAAUUAUUUUUUAUCCCCUCAGAUAGCCUAGAGUUAACAGGAUUUAUUUUAAAAUAACCACUUAAAGAGAACAUUUGGACUUUACAAAAAAAAAUUGUAAUACAUGUUUGUAAUAUUAAUCCAACAAUGAGUGUGUGCGAUGUCUCAAACAGCCUAAAUGUGUCCUGACAUGUCUAGAAAUGUUACUGUAAGGCCAGUAUGGACUCGCACUGAUCAGUUACAACAGAUGAUUGAUAGUGAUGAUAGUGAUUAAAUUUGACAAGUCUGAUAAAAGGUAAUAAUGUUUUGUGAGAAGAGGAAAGUACUAUGCAUUUAAUGACCUCAUAACUCAGGUCAUAUUAGUCUCUUCUGUAACACCAAUUACUUCACAUCUUCUCCUGUUGACUAAGGCCCUGUCUACACCUAUACAGAUACUUUUGAAAACAUGUAUUUUCCCUUCUGUUUUGGCCUGUCAUCUACACACUAACCACGUUUUAGGGAAUUGAAACAGAUUUUUAGAGCACCUUUAAAAGUGCGUUUUCUUUUCAAAGCUCUGGUUGCUGUUUAUCCUUGUGGACAUGUAAAAAGGAGCAACAGAAACAUUAACAAGGAUGACCGGUUUGUCUACGUUUUAUUAGUGCUGCUUAUUUUAACGACUACUAUACAUUUAAACCUAGUAGUGCUGCACUAUUUCACGUAUGAAAGGAGCUGUCUGCUUUACCUAAAGUUAUUUGGUUCACCAGAAAUGACGGUUUUGGAUCAGGCCUGGUCAAACCACCAGAUAGUGGGUAAGUUAGGAGAGCUGGAUUGUUGUCAGUAAUGAGUGAAAGGAAAACUUUUGCAUGUCCAGAUCAUCAGUUGUAUCGCUGAGUUAGCUCCGUCUCUCUGGAAGGGGAAUCAAUGGUGAUCAGAUGUCGGUCGGUCGUCAUUUUGACCGACGUUAGCCUGUGCAGUUUACAAUCUUUGCAACAAGAGAAGACAGCUAACGCCAGAAGAAAACGCUCUUCUUUGUGGAGUCAUUUUUGUUGUGUAGUGUGGACAGAGAUAUUCUGUAAAACAAAAGCCGUGUGGACAAAAAACAAAAAGAAACAAAGGUGGCAAAUAUCCGUUUUGAAAAUAUUCAUGUAUGUGUAGACGGGGCUAAAACUAUCAACUGUGGCCAAUGACCUUUUAAGUUAAACCCACUAACAGAUGAACCUGAGUCUGGUAUUCUCUGGUGCAUUACAGCCCGUGUUGGAUGAAAUGCAUAUAUUUAAGGUUGUACAGUAUGAGCUGCCCCUGUGCAGCUGCUCACUGGUCAGCAGGACACUGCAGGGAGUGUUUGUAACUGUGUAUUGUGUAUGAGUGUUAAAGCAGCUCAGUCAGAAAGCAUCAACUGUGUCUAAAAUAAAGUGUCUUGAGGCUUAGUAUUAAAAGAUAAAUUAAUAAAAAGCUUUCUCUUGUGGUCAGAUCAUGAAGCAUU